AAUGUUUGGUUUAAGCCCUCCUCUAUUACAAAAUUAUAAAAAUCUAAACACAGACGCCACUAAUUAUAGUUCGAGUCUGUUUUUAGAGUCAUGACAACAUGGCAUAACCAUGCGCUUCUGUCUUGUUAUUUAGACCAAUGUGUUACCUUACCCUUUUCUUAGCAACAUGUUCCCUUACCUUUGUAUAUUAUUGUCGCCCAGUUUUAUAAUGGGCUUUCUCGGGCCCAUUAACAAUGAAUGAUUCAACAAUCCGUACGAGUCAAAGUGUCAGACAGUUGGAUUGGCUUUUGAAUCGUUUCUCUCUCUCUCUCUCUCUUUCCCUACCCUCAGGCAGUUGAGCGGACUUUAGAGAGAACUCGCAGCAGCCACACAGCAAGAGGAAGAGGAAGCUUCUUCUACUGUAACGAACAGAUCCCGUUUGAAAAAGCUGAAGGAAAAUGGCGCUCAAUGGCGUUUUUGAUUUGCUCCAAGAGAAUGUGAAGAAGCCUCGCUUCUGCAAGUCUCUGCCUUUAGGAGAAAACUGGAAGUCUAAAUCAAUGAGGAUCAUACCUGAAGAGUUCGUGAGAAGCGCUCAUGGUGCAUUUGAGCACAGGCUGGUGUUCAGUGUUUCUUGGGGCAAUUCGUGGCAAGUCUGGCUCCACAGAGACAAGAAUGGUCUGUUCAUGGAAGAAGAGGACUGGAACGAGUUUGUGGAUGACAACUUGUUAUGCCCUGACGAUAUCUUGCUCUUCACACAUGAGGACACAACGUUUACUGAAGUGAGAAUCUACAAAAAAGAUUAUCGCUUCUUCAAACAGGUCAUCACAGCACCUCUUCCACCUCAAGUGCUUAACCCUAAGCCAAAAGCCCCUUCCUCUGCCCCUCCUGGCUUUGCUCGCUUUGCUUCUGCCUCUGCCUCGGCAAGUAGAGCGAGACAGAGCUCUUCCCCUGUCCAAAACCCUGAGCAGUACCUCGUAAACCCCCAAAACCCCUACUUUGUCAAGACGCUGUCCAAAAAGAUCGAUGUUCUGUAUGUGAACCAAGAGGUGAUUCAGAGGUAUGGCUUGAAGUUUGGUCCCCAUCUGUCCCUCGUUCGUUAUCUUCUUCCCGGAGAAAAACACGAGGCUGUGAUUAAGAUCUACCGCAACGCUCCUUGUUUCAAUCGCUGGGCAGCUAUAUGUAAGAAGUACAACAAGAAAGAAGGAGACAGUGUUGUUUGUGAGCUAGAACGCUCAAGUGGUGUGGUUACUGCUGUUAGAGUGCACUUCGUUGAUGAAUGAAGAGACCAAGAAGACCUCUCUUGUCUCCUUCCUAUGACUUAAGCUCCCAAUAAGUGUUUACCAAACUUACUAUUUGUAUUGCAACAAUUAAGUAAUUGUCUGUGUGGUACUAAUCUAAUUUAGAGCUUUCUUGU
Brassica napus (rape) is the source of this 1393-nucleotide messenger RNA. Its product is annotated as B3 domain-containing protein At5g25470-like. Lineage: Eukaryota; Viridiplantae; Streptophyta; Magnoliopsida; Brassicales; Brassicaceae. The record is from RefSeq and is a predicted model, not a curated record. The transcript has 5 exons. The coding region runs from base 438 to 1259 and encodes 273 amino acids. Gene Ontology annotation, molecular function: DNA binding.